GUUUUAUAUUUCGUAGCGCCAAACUGGUUAAUGGUGUAGUGCGUUGAACUGAGUUCUGGUUUCGCUUGGUUGCAUUUGUUAAUAAUUGUAAGCGCAUGGUGUGCACUUGCUGGGUCGUGCAUUCGACUUCCUUCCGACUAGACGCGAUCCGCUACAUCUGAGAUCUUAGUUUGUUCGGCACGAAUUUAUCGGCUCCAAUGUCCGAAAAUCACUCUAAUCAACUCUCACGAUUAUUUUACCCUAUAAAUGAACGUGUCGGUUUGUCGAUUGGUGUUAUAUCUGGACACCAAAGCAAGCACAAACGGAAACAUUUAGUUUUUACAAUUUCACUAACGAAGCCUACGAGCAUUCAGGUCUAUCUGGUCAAGAUUACGGAUAAAAAUGAAAUUAGGAAAGUGCAAGUAUGCAACGCGAAGAAUCUGAAAAAAAUUGACUGCAGAGAUACAAAAACUCAACCUAGCUAUGAAUUACAAAUCAUUACAGAAAAUAAGAUAUGGGUAUUUAAUGCUUUGAAAUUAGAAGAAAAAAGACAUUUUGUCAGUUCAUUUUGUCGUACGCUUGCAACACUUCUACCACAUGUGAUCAAAGAUAUAGAAUUAGUCAAUUUCCCACAAGAUAUAAAUAUUUCUCCACUUAGCCAACAUGAAACAUUGGAUGCUUUGCUUAAUCCUGAAUAUAUGUCAACGGUUGGUACCGGUGGCGAUGAGGAUAAUGUUGGCGGUGAUGAAAAAUCAGUUGAUAAAGAUAAGUCGGAUGUCAAUGCACCGGUCACUGAUUCAUACCGUUCAUUGACAAAACGUGAAGAAGAUGAUAUACGACAAUUUCUAGAUGAACUUGAUGAGGAAUCAACACUAUUAAAUGCUGCUCAACUAACAGAACGUUUACAAGAACAGUUGGCUCACAUUGAAGGUACAAAUGUUCAUUCAAUUAUGUCUUCUGAAUCUCAAGUAUUAAGUCUUAUGACAACAUUGGACAGUGCUAUUGAACGAGCUGAAUUAUUAGAGAAACAAUUAAAUAUUUAUUAUAGUUUUUUAGAGGAAGUUGAAGAUGCAAUGUCUACCCUACGUGAUCAUGAUCAAUUAAUCCAAACUACAGUAGAUAAUCGCGCAAAUUUAUUAAAUGUACUUGAACAACUAGUCGAUCGGUUAGAUGUUGAUCCAAAAUACUUCCAUGUAUUAAUGAAAGGUGAUUUAAGUACAUCUGAUGGUAUUGCACGUUGUAUCGAAGCUGCUGGAUAUUUGGAUCGUUUGCUGAAUUCAGAAUUUAAAGAAGGUGAAGAACAUCUUCAAGCUGUAGAUGAACGUAUGCAAGAAUUGAGAAAUUUACGUGAUUCAUUUGCCACAAAAUUAUCAGGUUUUGUAAAUGAUGCAAUGUUACGUUACGCCAGUCAAUUAGGAUUUGUUGUUAACACAGGGAUUAGUAUGCCUUCAUCAGAUACAAUGUCAACAAUAUCAAAUAAUCAGUCUGGUAUUGGCGGUGGUGGCGGAGGAAAUAGGAAAACAUCAAUGAUGAUUACAAGUUCUUUUCGUGUUGCAUCUGAUUUAUAUGCUGUUCAAAGAACUGACUUACUUCAACUAACUCCACUAGUUGGUAACUGGUUACAAGCUAAUAGAAAAGACUUAUAUAUUGGAAUUAAAAGGAUGUAUAUUGAAAAAUCACAAAAUUUUUUUAAACGACAAAUCCAAGAAGUAUUGAAGUGUACACAAGACUCCGUUGCUAAUCUUGUCCGACCUGGGAAAUCUAAAGAAAUUCAACGUUUAGAGAAUAUACCAUCAGAUGUUGGAAGUGUUAUGUCAUUACAUAAUUUAGAUUCAAAUCUUUUAACUCAAGUUGAGUCGAUCUUUGAUAGUUGUUUCGAUAAAAUUCUCACCCUAAUUCGUACAGAACAAGCAUUUUUAAAUCAAUUCUUUGGUUUUCAUUUGAAUGCAUCACAAAUUGAAAAGUCACAUAAUACUGUUAUGUAUAAAAAUUAUAAAGGCGAUGAAUUAUCUACUUUAUUCGAUUGUAUGGUUCAUUUAUUCGAUAGCGUUGAACAAGAUGUUUUAAAUUUAAUCAUUCAUUGUGAACAAUUACAAGCUAUAUUGAUUAUGCCAUUGUUAAUUACAAUUUCACGUAUCACAGAAAAUGAAAUUACAUUAACAUCAUCAUCAUCAUCAUUGUCAUCACCUUCACAACAAACCACAACAACCAAUUUGGAUAAUUCUAAUUCUAGUAGUGGGAUUGGCAAUACUAGUCAACUACAGUUAGAAUCACAAGAUUCUGAUAAAAUUCCAAUGACAUAUAUUGCAAAUUUUUUAUCACGACUUACUAUUGAAACAAAACGAGCUUUUAAUCGUCUUGUUGAGCGUCUAAUUAUUUCAUUUAAAACGAGUAAACCGUGUAAAAAAGUACGAUGUGGUGUAUUAUCAAUGGUUCGCACUUAUAUUGAAUUCGCUGAAUGUUCAAUGACUGUAUUUGCUAAGAGUUCACGUUUAGUUGAUCUAGAACGUGCUCAUAGAGAAAUAGUACGAUGUUUAAUGACUGAAAUUGAUCGAGUUGCAUCAAGAAGUGUGAAAACUCCCGGUGAAGUUGUUCAGUUAGAAAAUUAUCAUCGUCUUUGUGAUAUUCUUCGACGUUUAAAAAUGUCCAGCUUAGAUGAUUAUCGUCAAGAUGCUAAGAAUCGUUAUACUUUAGCUUUACAAGAAUAUACAAAAACAUGUAUGGGUCGUCCAUUGGAGAAAUUAGCAAGCUUUUUUGAAAAUGUUCAAAGUGCUUUGGAUGCUGGUGUACGAUCUGAAGUGGUUAGUUAUCAAUUUGCUUUUAGUAAACAAGAAUUACGUAAAGUUAUCAAAGAAUAUCCUGGAAAAGAGGUAAAACAUGGUCUGGAAAGUUUAUGUAAAAAAGUUGAAAAACAUUUAUCUGAUGAAGAAAAUUUGUUCCCUGUUGUAUGGAGAUCAAUACAAACAGAAUUUAUUACACAAUGUUUACGUUUUAGUAAUUUAAUUCAACAAUGUUAUCCAGAUUCAGGGAUACAACUUGAAUUCACUAUAACAGAUUUACAAAAUUAUUUUACUGAAAUUGCAUGUUCACGUUGAAAAGGGACUUUCUUUCUUUCUUUCUUCAUUUGCCUUCCCGUUUAUAGUUUGUAUAUUGUAUAUUGAUGUCUCAAUCACCUUACUGUUUACACAAACACACACACAUAUAUACAUAUACACAAAACUACUGAUGGAUUAUUCAGUUUCUUUUGUGCACAAUGAAUGUUUUAAAAGAAAACAAUCAAGUAACAUUCAACGGAUGAAAUUUACCUUGAUCUUAUAUAUGAAAACACGCACAAUACACAUUCAAUUAUACAGAAAUUGUCAUUUCCUUACUCUCAGUUUUUCUCCUUUUUUUUCUCUUCGUUUUAAUUAUCUGCUUUCAUAUGAAUGAUUCUAUUUUAAAUGAUUUUGUUUUGUGAUUUUCUUGUUUUCUUUUUAUUUUUGUUUUGUUUGUUUUAAUCUACUCUCCGUUCUGUGUAAAAAGAUCAAUAAAUCUAUAGCAUCAGGUGGGUUUUAUGAUUUCAGUGGUUAAGAUCGUGGUUCAAAUCUCACAGGGGGCAAGGUCGUGGAUACGCGCUGCUGAGCAGUCCCACAAUAGGACGAAACGGCCAUCCAGUGCUUCCAGGUUUUCCAUGAUGGUCUAGCUUCAAAUGACUCAUGGUCAUAACCAUUGAAAUAUAUAGCAGUUUACGAA
Schistosoma guineensis is the source of this 3711-nucleotide messenger RNA. Lineage: Eukaryota; Metazoa; Platyhelminthes; Trematoda; Strigeidida; Schistosomatidae. The record is from the annotation of a GenBank genome assembly.